AUGAAGUUUGGCCACCACCUGAGAACCUCACUAUAUCCAGAGUGGACCUUUUAUUAUCUUGCAUAUGACGAUCUAAAACGUGAACUCAAAGUUCGCACACGUAACAAGAGAAGUUGGACCGAGGAGGAUGAGGUGAAGUUUGUAGAAUUACUCGAAAAAGAACUCGACAAAGUUUUUACAUUUCAAACAGUGAAAUCGGGUGAGAUAAAUCGGCGAAUUCAAUACUCUGAAAAAGAGAUUAGCGAUAUAACGCAAUCGAAAACCGUGACUGAAGAUGUUUAUAUCGCGUUAGAGCAAGAGCUGUCUAUGAUUAUCGCCGAUGUGCAUGAUCUCGCAAAGUUUACCCGUUUGAAUUAUACAGGUUUUCUAAAGAUUAUAAAGAAACAUGACAAACAAACAAAAUGGGUUCUAAAGCCAAUGUACUUGGCGCGUCUAAAUCAAAAACCAUUUUAUAAAGAAAACUAUGAUGCACUGAUUGUCAAACUUUCACGUCUUUAUGACAUUGUUCGAACACGCGGGAAACCUGUAAAAGGAAACGCGGCGGCUGGUGGAUCGCAACAAAACUUUGUUCGUAACACUCGGAAAUAUUGGGUUCAUCCAGAUAACAUCACUGAACUGAAACUCUUGAUCCUAAAACAUCUCCCUGUACUCGUAUUUAAUGCCAAUAAAGAAUUCGAACCUGCUGAUUCGGCAAUCUCGUCAAUUUAUUUCGAUAAUGAUGAUUUUGAAUUGUAUCUUGGUCGUCUGGAAAAGACCGAGGGUGCGGAAGCAAUACGAUUGCGGUGGUAUGGUGACAUGGAUAAUCGCGAAAUCUUUGUUGAACGUAAAACGCAUCGAGAAGAUUGGACUGGGGAGAAAUCAGUGAAAGCGAGAUUUCCAAUCAAAGGAAAAUAUGUCAAUAAAUAUCUUCGUGGAGAGUAUUCGAUGGAUAAAGCUCUGCAAAAACUAAAAACUAAAAAGGGAAAGGGAGAUAAAGAGAUUGAGAGUUUAUCACGUUUAGCCAAUGAGAUCCAAUACACGACUAUUACUAAAAAAUUGAAACCAGUUCUUCGUACGUUUUAUAAUCGUACAGCUUUUCAAUUACCUGGUGACGCUCGUGUACGUAUAUCACUCGACACUGAACUUACUAUGAUACGUGAAGAUAAUUUUGAGGGUCUCUCCAAUAAUCGUUCAGGAAAUAAUUGGCGAAGAACUGAUAUUGGAAUCGAUUAUCCAUUUGAUCAACUCCCAGAGGGAGACAUCACAAGAUUCCCGUAUGCUGUGCUGGAAGUGAAAUUACAAACUCAAUCUGGUCAAGAACCACCACAAUGGGUUCAAGAGCUAAAGGAUAGUCAUUUGGUUGAAGAAGUCCACAAGUUUUCUAAGUUUAUUCAUGGCGUAGCCACUUUAAUGGAAAAUCGCCGUAUUCAACUUUUACCAUUCUGGCUCGCUCAAAUGGAUACUGAUAUACGUAAACCGCAAAGCAGAUUUCGUAUUCAACGUCCAGGCUUAUCUUCCGAUGGAGGAGUAACUACGCCUGCCAUAGAAUCAACGAAACAUUUAGGUUAUGAUGACGAAGGAAAGAUUGAAGUAGUCACAGAGGAACCAAGUGAAGGAACACCUCUAUUUGCGCGAGACGGACGUCACGAGCCAUCAACAUCAUAUCAAAACGGGGGCAUGGCAUCACAAUCCAAACUUUUCACAUAUUCACCCAUGCCAAUUAACGCUGAAUACAAAGGAAAACGUGUAGCUGUGCCUGUACGCAUAGAACCAAAAGUGUACUUCGCAAACGAGAGAACAUUUCUCUCGUGGUUGAAUUUCUCGGUUAUUCUUGGUGGUCUAGCAGUCGGAUUACUAAACUUUGGUGAUAAAAUCGCACGGAUCGCUGCUGGAAUGUUCACCAGCGUAGCAUUAAUGAUAAUGAUGUACGCGUUAUGGACCUACCAUUGGCGUGCUAGACGGAUUCGCAACAAGGAACCAGGACCAUAUGAUGAUCGUGUUGGUCCUACGAUACUUUGUGGUGCAUUACUGAUAGCAGUUGUAGUCAAUUUUUAUCUACGGUUUAUGGUGGCUGAAUAA
Messenger RNA from Ambispora gerdemannii, 2058 nucleotides. The record is from the annotation of a GenBank genome assembly. Lineage: Eukaryota; Fungi; Glomeromycota; Glomeromycetes; Archaeosporales; Ambisporaceae.